Messenger RNA from Prunus armeniaca (apricot), 222 nucleotides. Lineage: Eukaryota; Viridiplantae; Streptophyta; Magnoliopsida; Rosales; Rosaceae. The record is from the annotation of a GenBank genome assembly.
AUGGCGGAUCUUCUGUAUCGUUUCAAACGGUUCAACCCUGGGCAGAAGCUGAACCUGAACUUUGUUGUCGAUCCUCCUCCUCUUCCAGAAGGUAUCACAGAAGAGAUGAUUGAAGACUAUGAAGGGGAGGAUGCUUCAGAAGACGUUACCGCCAUCGAGGGUCCUGCCGUUGCCGCUGUUGAUGAGGGUGCUGAAGCUGCCGAUGAAGGGGCUGCCAUUUGA